Molecule: messenger RNA, 2378 nt
Organism: Chrysemys picta bellii (western painted turtle)
Lineage: Eukaryota; Metazoa; Chordata; Testudines; Emydidae
Product: neurotrophin receptor-interacting factor homolog
Biological process (GO): regulation of DNA-templated transcription
Source: RefSeq, a predicted model, not a curated record
CUGGAGAGGACUUGUGGGCAGGGAGCUGGAGAGGACGGUUAGGGAGCUAGAGGGAUGGUUGUGGGCAGGGAACUGGAGAGGACGGUUAAGGAACUGGAGGGAUGGUUGUGGGCAGGGAGCUGGAGAGGAUGGUUAGGGAGCUGGAGGGGAUGGUUGUGGGUAGGGAGCUGGAGGGGAUGAGGAAGUGGGGGAUGGGCAGGGAGCUGGGGUUACCAGACCCUGGAAAGGGGAAUAGCUGAAGGAUCCUUGUCUUCUGCCUCUCUCUCCCAUUUCUCUCUUUGAUCUGUUUGCUCCUCUUGCCAUAGGCGUGCCCCCCGCACAGGAGAACCUGCUGGCUGAGCCCAGGGCCUUUGUCUCUGCAGCACCCCACACUGGGCCUUCUCCCCAUCCACCCCAGAGGGGCAGGUGCUGGGCAAAGGGCUGCCCUAGGGCCUGGAGACUGAAGGGCGCACAGCUGGCCUUUGGCCCCAGGCUGGGGAGUUACAUACCGAGCAUGGGCCGGAGGCUGGUACCAAGGCCAGUCCCGCAAGGCUGGAGAUGGCCACCCAGCAGGGAGGAGCUGCUGCCUCGGGGCUCCACUCCAAAGCUGUGCCAGGGUGGGAGGUGCCAGGCACCAUGAAGCUGGAGAGGCCAGAUGGAGCCAGCCCUGACCUGGGGAACAAAGUGAAUCAAGCAGAGAAAGGUCCCAUGGCAGGGCAGUGCUGGAUGGCAGGGGAGUUCCCAAGCUUGCUGGUGCUGCCACAGACAGUGACUGAGCAGCAGUGAGUAUGGGAUGCCAGGGAGGCUGGUGAUGGUGCCAAGGUGAGGGGAACCGCCCUGUGCCGCUACGACACGGAGAUGCAGCGCCAGUGCUUCAGGGGCUUCUGCUACCAGGAGGCCGUGGGGCCAUGGGAGACUUACAGAUGUCUGUGGGAACUUUCCCAUCUCCGGCUACAGCCAGAGACUCUCACCAAGGAGCAGAUGUUAGAGCUGCUGGUUCUUGAGUGGUUCCUGAGCCUCCUGCCUGAGGAAAUGCAGAGCUGGGUGCAGGAGGGUGGCCCAGAGAGCGGUGAGGAGGCUGUGUCUCUGGCAGAGGAUUUCCAGCUCAUCCACCUACAGCCUAGGAAACAUCAGCCCCAGAUGCCAGUGACAUUUGAAGAGGUGGCCUUGUAUUUCACCUCAGCAGAGUGGGUUCUGCUGGAUGAGCAGCAGAGGGAGCUGUACAGGGACAUCAUGCAGGAGAACUACAGGAAUGUCGGCUUGCUGGGGAAGGCUCAGCAGUUCCUGUUGUUUCCCAGAUGGAACAAAAGAACGAGCUGAGUGUCCCAGGUCCCCAGGGCUCUGAGGAAAUGGAGAUCCCAAGAGGCGCCUGCACAGAUCUAUGGACAGGGAACCAGGUCAUGAAGACGCCCUUCUGGACGGGUAACUGGAUCUUGUGGACACCCUGCUGCCACUCCAGCUGCUCCCUCUGCUGUUCCCGCACCCCCUUCUAGCCCCGUUUGAGUCUGGAACCUGCUUCUUAGACUGAUCAUCCUUCUCCAGCUGUGCAAUCAGGUGUGCCGUGAUGAGCCUCGCAAUGCUCCACCUUCCCUCCACACAGGUCUGCGAUGGUUCUACGCCAUUUCUUCAUUAUUCCCUCUAGUAGGCCCCUUGUUUUACCACUGCCCUUAUGGCAAGAUGCCUCUGGUGCCUUCCGCAACCAACCGUCUGCUGGGUGCAUUUGGUAACCAUCCCACCGCUGCCAUCAUCUGCCACAGAUCCACAGGCAGAUGAGAAAUGAGGUGAGGAACCAGGGCCCUUUAAGUACUCAUCAAGUGCUUGCUACAAAAAAGGAGCCUGCCUUUUCAGCUCCCUGGUGAUGGGGCCUUUCUGGGACCCCUGGCUGGGGAAAGCAUGACGGGGCAUCUCGUCCCCAGGGGCUAAGCUCCAGGGACAGUGCUGCCACGUGAUUCUGGGGAGCUCCAAUCCACUGAGCCUCAGACAGCUGGGAGCAGUGUUUGCUUCUCCCAGCUAGCUCUGAGGGGGCUACAGCAGAGGUCUUCAUGGCACUGUGGUGAGCACAGCACCGCGAGCUCCUGGCCUGGCACCUUGUGUUCCCAGACAUGGCCCCCAGGGCAGCCAGGGACCUACCACACAGGGUGAAGCUAUGGAGCAGAGCGAGGAAGGGAGAUUGGUCAGCUCGGCUAGAGCACGGGGACGCAGGCCAUCUGACUUCCAAGGAACUGCUCCAAGCCCAGACACGAGUCCAGAGCUCCACAGGAUGAUGCCCCCAGGCCAGGCUUGGGAACUCCCCAGCACUGCUCUGCCAUGGGGCCUAUUGGGGUUCCCUCCCCACUCUGAACUCUAGGGUACAGAUGUGGGGACCUGCAUGAAAGACCCCCUAAGCUUAUAUUCCACCA